AUGUAUUUGCCUCAUGCCUGUAAACGGGAUUUGGGCUAUGCCCACAAUUCAGAGGUCACUCACACAAUAGCUCUCUUCUGGUUGGCACUGUGGAUCACUUUGGCAUCAUGUCAACGCAUCGAUCCUGGCACUAAAUAUCCUACAGUCACCACAAACUACGGCAAAUUGCGUGGGAUUAAAAAAGAGCUUAACAAUGAGAUUCUGGGUCCCGUGGAACAAUAUCUGGGCGUUCCUUAUGCCACAGCGCCAAUCGGAGACCGUCGCUUUCAGCCACCAGAAGCUCCAGGGUCUUGGCAAGAAGUGCGCAAUGCCACGCAGUUUGCCCCGGUUUGCCCGCAGAAUGUUCAUGGUGUUUUGCCCGAGAUCAUGCUGCCGGUGUGGUUCACCGACAGCUUGGACGUGGCUGCCACCUACAUUCAGAACCAGAGUGAAGACUGUCUCUACCUCAACGUCUAUGUGCCCACAGAAGAUGGUCCGCUCACAAAAAAACACGAUGAAUCGACACUCAACCGGCCCCGAGAUGAAGAUAUCCGAGACCGUAGGAAGAAACCAGUCAUGCUGUUCAUUCACGGUGGCUCUUAUAUGGAAGGAACCGGAAACAUGUUUGAUGCCAGUGUUCUUGCAGCCUAUGGGAACGUCAUUGUAGUCACCAUGAACUACAGGCUGGGAGUUCUAGGUUUUCUUAGCACUGGAGAUCAGUCUGCCAAAGGGAACUAUGGGCUGCUGGAUCAAAUCCAGGCCUUGCGUUGGCUGAAUGAGAAUAUUGGGCACUUUGGAGGCGACCCUGAACGGAUCACUAUCUUUGGCUCUGGGGCAGGAGCAUCUUGUGUAAACCUACUCAUCCUGUCCCACCAUUCUGAGGGUCUGUUUCAGAGAGCCAUCGCUCAGAGUGGAUCAGCCAUCUCCAGCUGGUCCAUUAGCUACCAGCCCUUGAAGUACACUAAGAUCCUGGCUCGUAAAGUGGGAUGCACAUAUGGAGAGACCGCAGACCUGGUGGAUUGUCUCCGCAGGAAAAAUUUCAGAGAGCUGGUAGAUCAGGACAUCCAGCCGGCCCGCUACCACAUUGCAUUUGGGCCGGUGAUGGACGGAGACGUGGUGCCAGAUGACCCGGAGAUUCUGAUGCAGCAGGGGGAGUUUUUGAAUUACGACCUUCUGAUUGGUGUAAAUCAAGGGGAGGGGCUGAAGUUUGUGGAUGAUGGAGGAACUGAGAGUGAAGAGGGCAUUUCAGCUGCAGCUUUUGACUACACCAUCUCCAACUUUGUGGAUAACCUCUAUGGAUACCCUAAAGGUAAAGACAUCCUGAGGGAGACUAUUAAGUUCAUGUAUACUGACUGGGCAGACAGAGACAAUGGAGAAAUGCGGCGCAAGACUCUACUCGCAUUAUUCACUGAUCACCAGUGGGUGGCGCCAGCCAUCGCUACUGCCAAGCUCCACGCUGACUACCAGUCACCUGUCUAUUUCUACACAUUCUACCACCACUGCCAAACAGAGACACGACCCGAAUGGGCAGACGCAGCACAUGGGGAUGAGAUACCCUAUGUGUUUGGUGUGCCAAUGAUCGGAGCAACAGAUCUGUUCCCUUGCAACUUUUCCAAAAAUGAUAUCAUGCUCAGCGCUGUGGUCAUGACCUACUGGACCAACUUUGCCAAGACUGGGGAUCCCAACUUGCCUGUUCCUCAGGACACCAAGUUCAUCCACACCAAACCCAACCGCUUCGAGGAAGUGAUCUGGACCAAGUUCAACUCAAAGGACAAGCAGUAUCUCCACAUUGGCCUGAAGCCUCGAAUCCGUGACAACUACCGAGCAAAUAAAGUCGCCUUCUGGCUGGAGCUGGUUCCUCACCUUCACAACCUUCACGAGGAGGUCUUCAGCACUGCCACAACCCGGCUGCCUCCAGGAACGGCCCGAACCCCACACUGGAAGGGCCAGGGUCCCCGUACAACACGCCAUCCCAUCCCAACCUUCCCGUCAGAACUAGACCCAGAUAGUUCGGAGCAGCCUCGAUUUCCUCCCUUCCCAAGCGACACCCGGGACUACUCGACAGAACUUAGUGUGACCGUGGCUGUUGGCGCUUCGCUCCUGUUCCUCAACAUCCUCGCCUUUGCUGCGCUUUACUAUAAACGCGACAAACGACAUGAAAUGCGAAGGCACCGGUUGUCUCCGCAACGAGGCGUAGCCGCUAAUGAUUUAGCACACAGCCAGGAGGAAGAGAUCAUGUCCCUGCAAAUGAAGCACUCGGAGCAUGACGCCCACCACGACAUGGAGCCAUUGCGACCGCAUGAUAUUUUACGUCCCGCAUGCCCACCUGACUACACAUUGGCGCUACGGCGGGCACCCGACGAUGUUCCACUCAUGACCCCAAAUACCAUCACCAUGAUCCCUAGCACCAUCACGGGCAUGCAGCCCCUUCAUGCCUUCAACACCUUCCCCACAUCCACCGGGCACAACAAUACCUUACCCCACCCCCACUCCACCACCCGUGUAUAGUAGCACCACGAGAACGAGAGGACUAGCUCUCACAUGUAUCCAGUUUUCUCUCUCUGUCCACCUUUUCAAGCUCCUAAACUUACAGUUCUGCUGUCAAGAGCAGUGGCAGCACAUCUGUUGAGGUUCUCAUAAACUAUAUCAGAGGUUUUGUAGACAUUGUACACACUAGAGGAGCUCUGUUCAUAGACUCUACAGCAAGCAGCAGAUCUGACAAGUCAUGGGCUUCGUUCUGGAUUCAACUUGUGAGUUGUUAAAGAAGAGGGGCAAUUUAUGGAGGCACAGAAGCUGGUCUGAUGUCAUGAGGGGAAUGAGGACGUUUUCCCAUUCUUCGCCUCUUACUAAAUUGGCAGAGGGCAGAUUUCAUCCAUGCUUUUCUUUCGAUCUUCACUCUUUGUUAUGCCAUCAUUAGCCCAUCGGUCUCUCUGUCCGAAUGUGGUCUUGUGUUUUACAUGAAUCGUAGGGGCAUUUGAUAAACGACUGACGCCGGAUAUGUUGUGUUUACCUGCAGUCUUGUGUCAAGUAUUAAAUCACACCUUGUAACAAUAGAUAGAGGAUGAGAGAAAAUGACAGAAGAUGAAAGCAAAAGUGCCAACCUCGUCUUUCUCUCGCUCUUGCUCUCGCUCUGCUCAUUUCAUCAAGCGUAUCUGAAGUGGCUACGUGUUGUUUCUUAGAAAGAUUUUUGUAUGUAUAAAUAUAAAGACAAAUAUAUAAAAGAAUGAUAUAAAUAUAUAUAUAUUUACAUGGAUUGCUCGGUGGGAUCUAUGCAUGAAAUAUUUUAAAGCACCAAGAAGGACACUGGGCUGUAAACUCCCACGGCAUUUUUCUUAUUUACGGUGUUUUUUUGUUGUUUUUUUCUAGUUUGCUUGCUUAAAAUGGCUUUAACAACUUUCUCCAUGGUUUAUUUAUCCAAAUGUAUCAUCCUCUUCAGUCUGACCACUCUAAAGGACAGUGUCCUCUCUUUGAGAGCUAUUGGAAACAUACUUUUUACAAUGUUUGAAAUAUUCACAUCCAGUAGUUGAUGCUGUUACUUGACCAUCAUGUAGUGAUCAAUCAGAGUUGUUCAGGAUGGUCUGAACAAAAUUACUCCAAGUUUCAAAUCCACAUAUAGUUUUGCAUCUCUCGCUUUAUCACAGAGACAAAUAAAAAUGAUCAUCUUAAGGCCAGGACACAUCAAGGCAGUAAUCAGCCAUUGGGCAGCAUUAGUCCUUUGUUGAGCAGCGGUGAGAUUAGGUUGUUUAAUGUGUACUACGUUGCCUCUUAUUGAGCUCAUGUCAGAGGGAGUUUGUCUGAUUCAGAAUGUAGAAAGAGAGCACUCUGAUUGGUUGUUCAACUAUGAAUCAGAGAGCGAGAACAAAAAACUGAAGUGUCAAAACCACACAGUCCAAGAGGGAACAAAGAAGAUGGCUGUCAUCAAACUUCUUUAAUAUUUGCAAAUGAUAUGGAUUAUCAGUCUCUCAGUUCUGGGUUGCAGCUGGAAGGACUGUGUAAAACAUAUGCUGGAAUAGUUGGCGGUUCAUUCCGCUGUGGCAACCUCUGAAAUAGAGACUAAGCUAAAGGAAAAUAAAUAAAUAAAUAAAUGAUGAAAAAUUAAUAGAUUAUUAGAUUAUAAGCCAUAUCUGCUGAAGUGCACCCCUCUGUGGUGAGCGAGAAGUACUGCGAAAUAUGUGUAGUUUGUAUGCGUGCAGCACUAGUUCCAGUUUCUCUUUGUGGAACGACAUUAUAAACUACUGCUACCUGCAGGUUUGGAAACAUACAUCCACUCAAGGAUUCACAGAACGUAUAUGUUCUCAUUUUAGUCAGCUGUCAUCCAUUUGGUGUGUUUACAUGCAGCUUUUUGGUCCAGACGGGACUAGAUGCAACUGAUUUGAGAUGAGAACACAGUCAGUUUUCUUCAUCGCUAUUUCUUGGUGUCAGCUUGGUGUGUCCUGGGCUUUACACUUCAGUCCUUCUCUCUCUUUCUCUGCCUCUCUAAUUCAAUCUCAGUCCUUGCUUUCUCGAUUCAACAUAAUAUAAUAUUCCAUCAAAUUUCAAGAGGUGUUAAUGUCAAUGCGUGAGAUAAAAGUAUGUGACCGAGAUGCACAAAGAGAGAGAAACCUAAUUUAAUCAGUCAAAAAAUCAAAAUCAUCACUUUGAGGCAUUUUCCUACAUUUCUACAUAUCCCACAUCUCUCCGCACUGCACACUUGACCUUUUCAGGUUACGACAAGCACAGCAAAUAAAGGUGUCAGCAAACCAGACAAAUGUUAUAUUUUGUCAGACAGUUUCAUUUUCCGGUUCAUAACGAAAUGGCUCAGAAUCGCUGGACAUUAACACACUCACUUCUAUUCUGUUCAUGCCUUGUUAGAAUUAUUUUCUGCCACGGCUGCAUGCCAGAGGACGAUGAUGACGGCUUGUGCAAGAAAGUGCGUUUGUCUCACUGAUGGCUCAGUUUGCUGGUGUAUUAAGUCUGGAGGACCAGCAAAAACUGCUGUCAGCAAUGCUCCACAUGAACCAUAAACACACUCUAGCGACACACUGGAGUUUCAGGAUGUCAUGCAAAUGUAUUCUCCAUUGUGGACUUAACAGACGCCGAUGGCAACUGGACAAUAGACUGUAACAAGAUCCGCUUACCUUCUGGACAUCUGAGAUUGUAGAUUGGACCUGUGGAUAUGUACCAUCUGUGGACUUUUGUGUGGUUGUAGGUAAAACUGAACUCCAUUUUAAGCAAACUACGAGGAGUUUACGACUAGAGCUGCGUACAACACAACCUCAAUUCUAAUAACCAAUACUGUUUUAAAGGAUGAGUUGAGACAGCUUUUUGUUAUUUCUCUCGUUUGUUUUUGUACGCUCAACCACUAGAGUGUGAUGGUGUGCUACAUCCAGAAUAAAGACUCUUCAUCCAUUACGAGCCAUUCAUUGGGUCUUCAGUAGGCGUACAGCGAGAAGGAGAAAUAGAAAUUAACUGUACAUUUUUAAGUGUAAGAACAAAUCAACUGAAAAUAUUUGUAAAUAUUCAGUUUCUUGUUUGUUUAAUGUUAAAUUCUUCUUUUUUUUUCCGUUUUUUUCUGGUCGAAUGAAAUAUGAAAUACUCUGUGACCAGGACAACAGGUGCAAGUUGUAAUUCAGCCACCAGCAAAAUUAAGGAAUCUCAUUCGUAAGACUUUAAAUUCACUUUCUGCUGCUUCAUUUUGUUUUGGGAUCCGUUAAUGGAGACGGUUUUAUAUUUGAACAUAAAGAUUGUUUAACAUGUAGCAUAUCCAUGUUAUCUGAGCCAUCACGGCUGGUCAUAUUUGUGUAUGAUUAGCUGUUUAUUUCACGUUUCACAGAGAUGGGCUGCAGUUUAUUUACUCAAAGGACACACUGAAACCAUGGUGGUCAUGAGAAGUGUUUCAUCUGCCAUGAACUUGCUGUAGCAUUUAAUUCUUACCAAAAAUGUUGUCAAGAUUUAGAACUAUUUAAAGUGAGUCAAACGGAUUAUUUUGUGGUCACAUUUUUACAUUUAACUAUAUAUAUAUAUAUAUAUAUAUAUAUAUAUAUAUAUAUAUAUAUAUAUAUAUAUAUAUAUAUAUAUAUAUACAAUUAAUUAUUUUUAAUGAAUUGAUCAUAAUCCCGAGAUUAAGAGAUGUCAAGUCUAAAGGUUUCAAGAUUACUGAACAAAUGAAGCACAUGUUAUUCCUCUAACAAAAUAAGAUGUUAAACCGGGCCCCAAAGCAAAUUUACACCUGUUGCCCUGUUUUACUAUAUGUGUUCAGAAUCAAAACGCCACAAUUGAUGAAGAAUAAACAUGUUAAUAAUGGAUUUAAAGAAAAAAAAAGAAAAGGUAAUAAUAUAUACAUACGGUGAUGAUAUUUCUCUUUAUUUAGAAGUUAUUACACACUGUAUGCUGUGACUCUGAUCUGGGGAACAUUAAAGAAAUUCAUAGCCAGA
This is a messenger RNA of Danio rerio (zebrafish), 6392 nucleotides long. NCBI's taxonomy places the organism in Eukaryota, Metazoa, Chordata, Actinopteri, Cypriniformes, Danionidae. The record is from RefSeq and is a predicted model, not a curated record.